CUUCUAUUUCGCUUUUGAACCCUGCAUCACAAUUAAUAAAAUAAAAACACUUUAUAUCAUCAUCCUAAGAACUUACUUGCUUUACCAAUUUGCCUUCUUUCAUCCUCCCUCAAUCAUGGCUUUUCUUCCUCUUUCCAUGUUGCUUCUCUUCUCUUUUGCUCGUUAUUCAAGUGCAGCUUAUUGUGUGUGUAACACUGGAAUGAGUGACACAGUGCUUCAAAGAAGCAUAGAUUAUGCUUGUGGAAAUGGUGCUGACUGUGGCCCAAUCUCUCAAAAUGGGCCUUGUUUCAACCCUAAUACUGUAAAGGAUCAUUGCAAUUAUGCUGUCAAUAGUUAUUAUCAAAAAAAGGGUCAAGUUCAAGGGAGCUGUGAUUUCUCAGGCUCUGCUACUGUUUCCCAAACACCUCCUUCAGGUGCAAAUUCUGCUUGUUAUUCUAGCACUUCAACUCCGGCACCACCUGGAACCGGAACUGGUACUCCGCCAGGAACAGGAACUGGGACACCACCUACCGGAACUGGAACCGGGACACCACCUACAGGAACCGGAACUGGGACACCGCCUCCUGGUAUGGGAACCGGGACACCCCCUCCAGGGAUCGGAACAGGAACUCCAGGAACCGGAACAGGAACGGGCACUGGAACCGGGACAGGGACAAUGACACCUGGGAUCAAUGUGAACCCGCCUUUCGGGAUGGGGCCUACAGGGAUAAAUGGGCCUGACAACAGUGGUUCUAUAUCCAUUCAUGGAAUCACCAACUUUAUGACUCCUGUAAGCCUUUUGGCAUUGGGCUUUAUCUGGUUUAGGCUUAUCUAAACAAAACAGGGUGAAAUACAAUGAAUGGAUGAGAUAUUCGUGUUGUAAAGCAGGCUAUAAAUUGUCGGUUGUAUUCUACGAAUCCCCUUUUAGUACGAGAAAGAUGUGUUAUUUACGUUUUCGAUAUAUAAUAAGUACAGGGAACAUGUUCCUUUCACAUGUCA
Messenger RNA from Helianthus annuus (common sunflower), 978 nucleotides. RefSeq names its product PLASMODESMATA CALLOSE-BINDING PROTEIN 3. NCBI's taxonomy places the organism in Eukaryota, Viridiplantae, Streptophyta, Magnoliopsida, Asterales, Asteraceae. Bases 116 to 814 code for a protein of 232 amino acids. The record is from RefSeq and is a predicted model, not a curated record. The transcript has 4 exons.